This is a messenger RNA of Dendronephthya gigantea, 2379 nucleotides long. RefSeq names its product nose resistant to fluoxetine protein 6-like. The record is from RefSeq and is a predicted model, not a curated record. The transcript is spliced from 15 exons. The coding region runs from base 163 to 2181 and encodes 672 amino acids. NCBI's taxonomy places the organism in Eukaryota, Metazoa, Cnidaria, Anthozoa, Malacalcyonacea, Nephtheidae. Gene Ontology annotation, molecular function: acyltransferase activity, transferring groups other than amino-acyl groups.
CCUUGUACCGCUUUAUUUUGCCGUUAUACGCGUGGCUGCCCUCAGACUGUCGUAUUACCUAUGCACAGCUGCAAACUUGUACGGCUGUAACUGAGUGUAACAGCUAGGAACAGAGUCGUAUAACGAGAUAUCGUGUUUGUUUGAAUAAAGUUCACUUCAUACAUGGGUAUUACGUGGUUUAUCUAUCUAACGGUUCUUACUCUGGAUGUAAUUGUUUGGUGUUCUCCGGGUAAAAUCGAGAGGUCGUUCCUCGAUCGUCAUGAUCUAAAUGCAUCAAGCGAUUCAAAUUUGAAAAGAUGUCAAAACACCUACAAAAAUCUCACCCUAGAGCAGAAGGCCCGCUACAUUGACGCAAGUGGAAAACCCGGCAGUGGUAUUUAUGGUGGAAAUACUUUGUGGUAUGGCUCGUACAGUGAAUGCCAGAAAAUACCCAACUCGCGUUAUUGUUGGACGAGGUUCCUUGGAUAUGUUGCUCUGCCCAAAAUUGGAAAAGAGGUUCAGCUAAUCGAAUGGGGUGUGUGUACACCGAAUGAUUGUAUAAAAGAAGACGGGGGAAUUUUCUUCGACUUUUUUUUUCAAAAUGUUUCAGGCAUUAGCAUUGUUACCCCGAUCAAAAUAUACUUCCAAGUGAGAUGUGCUGAGGACCCGGGAUACACAGCAUCAGCAGUGGUUACAAUAAUUUUCUGUGGUCUAUUGGUUGUCUUAUGUCUGCUUGCAACCAUAGCGGAAAUAUCGAGUGGGUCAAAUGGAGCUUCUAAGUCGGAAAGAGUCGAAAACGACAAGCAUAUUUCAAUGGAAAACGGCUCUGAUGAAAAAACACCAUUAUUACCAAAUAUCACCACUAACAAAGUGAACAAAAACGACGGGACAAUUUAUGAAAUAAUGAAUUCCUUUUCAAUUAUUCGUAAUGUCAAUACAAUUCUUAACACGAAUGUUAGAAAACAUGAUCUGACAUAUUUACAUGGGAUACGAGUAUUAUCUCUAUUCUGGAUAGUUCUUUUACACGUUAAUGUCCAGGCUUUUGCUCGAGAGAAUCGCAAGGAUUUUGCACAUUUUGAGAGAAAAUUUGCAGCAAUGGUUUUAAGCACAGCAUAUGGAGUGGACACAUUCUUUGUAUUAAGUGGUCUACUUGUGGUGUAUACCAAUAUGAGUAAAAAGGUGAAAAAUAAUGGACAGACAAAUUGGUUCAAAUACUAUUUGCAUAGAUUUUGUAGACUAACGCCGACAUUAAUGUUUUGGAUACUAUUUGUCACAAAAUUAAAGCAACACUUUGGUGCUGGUCCUAAAUGGUUUCAAGCGAUCGAUAGCGCAGCUGCAUGUUCUGACAAUUGGUGGACAAAUCUGUUGUAUCUGAAUAAUUUCUUCCAUGAGCUUCCGGACGAGGUGUGUUUGGGUCAAACCUGGCAAUUGGCAGCCGAUAUGCAAUUUUUUAUCCUGUCCCCGUUUUUCUUCAUCAUCGCAUACAGGUUUGGAUUUCGCCGAUUACUUGGUGUUGUUUGUGUGGUUAUCCUGGCCAGUAUCAUCGUGACAGCUUCUUUAAUUGCACACUAUGGUUACUUUUCUUCACAGAGCGCGGCUUCUAUCAACGACCAAGUGAAAUUUAACACAUACCUCAAAAAUAUUUAUGUGAAGCCUUACUGCAGAAUCCCUCCAUAUGUGAUGGGAAUUGUUCUUGGCUACGUUCUUUUUAAACAUUUUUCAAAGCAGUUCAAAUUGCCAAUGAAACUUGUUGUAAUGAUGUGGCUGAGCGCGACGGCUUUGGCCCUCACUGUUGUGUACGCUCCAUACAGCUAUUUAAAAGAAGAUCCACGUAUAUGGACAAAAGGCGAAAACAUUCUUUUUGGAUCACUGAAGUGGUCCAUAUGGGGACUGUCCAUUAUCUGGCUUAUAUUUGCCUGUCACUAUAACUAUGCAGGUUUGGUUAAGAACAUCCUUGCAGCAAAAUUCUGGAUUCCUUUGAGCCACAUAAAUUACGCAGCAUAUAUCGUGCAUAUUGACGUCAUUACAACAUUAGUUUUCAACAUCGAGACACCCCUACAUUUCACAUCAUUUACACUGGUAACCUAUUUUCUUGCUUCGGUGGUGUUAACGUAUCUAAUAGCUUUUAUCGUCACCGUCGUGGUCGAACUACCUUGUGCAAAUCUGGAAGCAAUUGCCUGGAAAAAGUGGGAAAAGAAAUAAAACGUAGUAGCAUGAUUAUAUAAAUUUUUUUACUAACUAUAUUCAAGUUUAGACUUGUCAUAAUUAUAUGACCACAUAAAGAAUUUUUUUGAAUGCUCUUUUUCAACUCAUUCGAAGUGAGGCUGCAAGUGCUUGCAUCUGAUUGAAUAGAAAAGCAUUCAGUUGGUGAUUGUGAUUUGUGAAAUAAAAUGUUCUGAC